This is a messenger RNA of Olea europaea var. sylvestris, 939 nucleotides long. Its product is annotated as protein FAR1-RELATED SEQUENCE 4-like. The transcript has 3 exons. Bases 1 to 939 code for a protein of 312 amino acids. The record is from RefSeq and is a predicted model, not a curated record. NCBI's taxonomy places the organism in Eukaryota, Viridiplantae, Streptophyta, Magnoliopsida, Lamiales, Oleaceae. Gene Ontology annotation, biological process: regulation of DNA-templated transcription.
AUGGAGAAACAAUUUCAAUCUGUUUACACCAUCUCAAAAUUCAAGGAGGUUCAGGAGGAGUUUAUAGGGAAGAUGUAUUGUGACCUCAUAUCUACUUCAGAAAAUAGUUUUGGGACAAUGUACGAGGUCUGUGAAGUUGUGGCAUGCGGCGAGCGAAUGAAGAAAAAAAUAUUUUUUGUGUCAUUUCAAAAGGAGAAUUGUCAAUUCAUUUGCGGCUGUCACUUGUUCGAGUUUAGGGGUAUAAUUUUUAGGCAUGCGAUAUCGGUGUUGAUCCGUAAUUGCAUCACAUCAAUACCGGAGAGGUACAUACUGAGACGAUGGAGAAGAGAUGUUAGUAGAGCACACGCGAGGGUGGCUGUGAACUACGCUGGGUUGGUUAGUACACCUAGUCAGUUGAGAUAUGACAAUAUGUGUCAGUCUUUUGCUGGGUUGGCAGAUCUUGCUGCUGAUGAUGACGGGCAAACUCGCGCCAUAAUGGACUGGAUAGAAUCGCAGUGUACGGUUCUUACGUUGACACGGACGAGUACAAGCACAAAUGUCCUCGCACACCAUACGGUACAAUUAGGCCCCCAGUGUAAUGUAUCGCAGAAUACCUCGAGCGGGAGCGUACGAGACCCUCUCGUAUCAAGAAGAAAGGGUGCACCAAAGAAACUUCGAAGUAAAAGCCCGUUGGAGUCGAGUUCGAAGAAAGUAAAGGCAACAUCGACAUCGUGCAAAGGAAAGAGACCAAAUUCGAGUCAGAGUGCUACUCCAAAAACUAAAACCAGCUCAACCAUGAGAGUUGUAAUUCCUGCUUUUCGUGGAAUUAGGGGUCACGUGAGGAAAAGUAAGAAAACCAAAUGCCUGGAAAAAGUUGCCUAUCAAACAGGCAGAAAGUUGGAAAAUGGUGGGGAAUUUUCCAUUUUCCAUGGAAAAUAUGGCGUAUCAAAUAGAACCUAA